This is a messenger RNA of Pseudocercospora fijiensis CIRAD86, 2094 nucleotides long. RefSeq lists its product as uncharacterized. The transcript has 2 exons. Bases 1 to 2094 code for a protein of 697 amino acids. NCBI's taxonomy places the organism in Eukaryota, Fungi, Ascomycota, Dothideomycetes, Mycosphaerellales, Mycosphaerellaceae. The record is from RefSeq and is a predicted model, not a curated record. Gene Ontology annotation, biological process: lipid metabolic process. Gene Ontology annotation, cellular component: cytosol. Gene Ontology annotation, molecular function: acetoacetate-CoA ligase activity.
AUGCACCUGAUCGCCGAGAGAGACGGCGGAACAUCUCAGGACGUGAUCUGGGACUGGCAUCUGCAUAAUCAGCAAUUCAGCCUUUGGGAGCACUCAAACCCCCAAUCCUCCAAGCUUUACGACUUCCUCCAAAUAGUAAACAACAAGCACAACAAGAACUUCUCGACUUACGACGAGCUCUAUCAAUGGAGCAUAACAGACGUUUCUGCCUCGUGGCAGGAGAUCUGGGACUAUGUCGGAAUUCGGACUUCGCAAGCCCAUACCAAAGUCAUCUCAGAUGAGAAGACAAUGUACCCGAGGCCUUCGUGGUUUUCAGGAGCGAAGUUGAAUUUUGCUGAGAACCUGCUGUACCCUCUACCAGAGGUUGACGAGAAUACUCUGGCUGUGAUCGCGGCGACCGAGACGAGGAGGGAAGAAGUGACUUGGAAAGAGCUUCGAGAAAGAGUACGGCAAUGCCAGAGUGGUAUGCGGGCAGUUGGGCUCAAGAACGGGGAUCGAGUGGGAGGCUACGUCGCAAAUCAUACCAAUGCGCUCGUUGCAAGUCUAGCGGCAAUCUCAUUGGGUGCAAUUUGGACUGCGGUGAGCCCAGACACAGGCGUCAGUGCUGUGCUGGAUCGUAUGGUACAGAUUGAGCCCACGCUACUGGUGACGGAUAAUGCUGUAAUGUAUAACGGGAAGACACACCCAGUAUUGCCGAAGGUCAAGGAUAUCAUGGACGGGCUGCCCACGCUGAAAGGCGUUGUUGUCUUCGACACCGUACCAAGCAUGGGCUCUGAGAUCGAAGGACUUGGGGCAGAGCAAAAGCAGAAGUUGUACACCUACGAAAAGUUCACCAGUCAGCAGUCCAAUUCCCAGAGUCUUCAUUUCGAGCAACUAGAUCCGGACGUCCCUGUCUACAUCUUAUAUUCCUCAGGCACAACGGGUGCACCGAAGUGUAUCGUUCAUGGCGCAAUCGGAACCCUUCUUCAGCACAAGAAGGAGCAUAUCUUGCAAUCGGAUAUUCGAGUUGGAGACAAACUUUUCUACUUCACAACAUGUACCUGGAUGAUGUGGCAUUGGCUUGUCUCUGGCCUCGCAUCUGGCGCAACGUUAGUACUCUACGAUGGCUCACCUUUCCAGUAUAUAGACGCAGCUGGCGAGAGUACGAAAGACGAUCUCGCAAUGCCAAAGCUGAUAGAUGAAUUGGGCAUAGCACAGUUUGGCACCAGCGCAAAGUUCUUGUCUAUCUUAGAGCAACGAAACAUCUUCCCGAAAGAAGCAGGUCUAACGCUCAAGACGCUCAAGGCAAUCUACAGCACGGGAUCACCUUUAGCACCUUCGACUUUCCAAUACGUCUACAAAGCCUUUGGUGCAGUCAAUCUCGGUUCGAUCACGGGCGGUACAGACAUCAUCUCACUCUUCGGUGCACCUUGUCCUCUUCAUCCAGUAUAUACAGGCGAGAUCCAGGUUCUUGGGCUCGGAAUGGCAUGUCAAGCAUGGGACUAUAGUGGCAAAGACAUCUCAAAGACAGGCGAGCCUGGUGACCUAGUCUGCGUUCGCCCAUUCCCUUGCCAGCCUGUCAUGUUCUGGGGCAAAGAAGGCGAGCAGAAGUACAAAGCGUCGUACUUCGAGGAGUUCCCAGGUGUCUGGCAUCAUGGGGAUUUCAUUCGAUUUAACCCGGAGACCGGUGGUCUGAUCAUGCUUGGGCGAUCCGAUGGUGUGCUGAAGCCCAGUGGUGUCCGCUUUGGCUCCGCAGAGCUCUACAACGUCAUCCUGAAACACUUCCCAGACCAAGUCGAAGAUGCUCUUGCGGUCGGUCGAAGGCGAGAACAAGACGAUGACGAGACUGUGGUCCUGUUCUUGAAGCUCAAGCAGCCGGGCACUUUGAGUGAGGAUUUGGUGAAGAACAUCAAAUCUACGAUUCGGAAGGAGCUGUCAGCUAGACAUGUGCCUGGCAUUGUGGAUGAGUGUCCAGAUAUUCCUGUCACGACAAACGGUAAGAAGAUUGAGAAGUCGGUAAAGCAGAUCCUCUGCGGAUUGAACAUCAAGACCAGUACCAGCGUGGCGAACCCAGACAGCUUGGAGUUUUACAAGCAGUGGUCGGAGAAGCAUUGA